Messenger RNA from Closterium sp. NIES-67, 2555 nucleotides. The record is from the annotation of a GenBank genome assembly. NCBI's taxonomy places the organism in Eukaryota, Viridiplantae, Streptophyta, Zygnematophyceae, Desmidiales, Closteriaceae.
AUUUUUCUUUCGUCGCGCUUGUUGAAUCUCCUGAGUCUGCUGCUUACGUUCAUAAACUACGCGCUCAUUCCCUCAAGGCUUGGUCAUAUGGACGAUGCUUGUAUUCAUAAGCCACUUGCGUCCGAUUUCUUGGCCUUCGAAUUCAACCCAUUUGAUCGCCUCCCAGAAGAGAUUCUCGCCGUCAUCUUCCGCCACGUAGCACCAUCCGGCACGUCCUUUCAGCACGCCUUGGUGUGCUGGCGAUGGCAUCGCGCAGCGUGCCUGGCACAGUCGUCAGUCCACGUGGCGCAAUCUCGGAGCAUCUCAUCCCCGCGUCUCCUCCUCGCGCUCUCCCGCUUUCCGAGUCUCACGCACCUGCAUAUCGAUCGAGGCGGGGUCGAUUUUCUAGACGACGGAUUCCUGAACAUCCUCGCUAGUGGUGCUUGUAACAGUUGUGACAAUAGCGAAGACCGUUGCGAACGACCACCUAAUGAGGACGAGGCGAAGGAAAAAGCCGAGGAGGAAGAGGAAGUGGAGGAGGAGGGGAGUCUUGAGGAGAAUCUUCGUUUUAUUGGCGCUGGGCAGAGUGACGAGGUGGGCGGCACAGGUGUUGGAGUGGGCGGCACAGGUGGUGGAGUGGGCGGCACAGGUGGUGGAGUGGGCGGCACAGGUGGUGGAGUGGGCGGCUAUAAUAAUGUGCUCCGUGGCCUACAUUCCUCCCUUGAGAAUACGAGCAUCGCUGCCAAUGUUAUCCGCGCAGCAGCACGCCCUGGUGGCGCAUCCCCGCUCCCAGCCACCAUAGCGCCCUCCUCAGCCCCCUCUGAAGCGCCGUCGCUGCUCCCAACCCGCCAUACUCCCCCGUCCCUCCGCUCUCCCCACUAUUCCCACCCUCACGUCGCUCCUCUCCGCUCGCUCUUCCUAGCCGAGGACCCUCGCUCGCCGCGCAUCACAUCAUCCGGCCUGGACGCCGUCCUCCUCCGCUGCCGCCUGCUGCACUCCCUCGCCCUGCACUGCGCCCGUACAGUCACCGCCCUCCCCGCCUCUAUAGUCACACUGCCUGCACUCACAUCCCUGGAGAUUCACAUGCCCUGCCUUGGCAUUCUUCCUGAUAAUUUAGGCGCCCUUUCCGCCUUGACUGUGCUCCGGCUACAAAGCCCCAGUCUUAGUUCUCUGCCCGAAAGUCUCGGGCAGCUGAAACUAUUGCAAGAGCUCGCUCUCCGGUGUUUGUCAGCCCGGAAUCUGCCUGACUGUGUCGGGCAGCUUACCAGCCUGACCUGCCUCACCAUCGAAAGCUGUUCUUUUCAGCACCUGCCCGAGUCUCUGGGCAGUCUUCAUUCCCUGACCUCCCUUCGCCUCUCCUCUCUUGAAUUAGUUUCCUUGCCCGAAUCAAUCGGCCAGCUUUCCUCCUUGAAACAUUUUAUCCUGGACAAAAUGGCCGUCACAAGCCUGCCCGAAUCCCUCGGGCACCUGCAAAAUCUUUCCGUGCUCCAGUUAAACGACUGUGAUUCCCUCCUCGCCCUGCCGAACUCCCUCUUCACCCUGCCGUCUCUAUCCACCCUCCUCAUUGGCUGCUGGUCCCUCACCGCACUAUCAGACAAAAUCGCCCACUUGUCAGCAUUGGAACAUCUCGAGCUGAACUCCUGCGAGGGGCUCAUCGCCCUUCCAGAAUCCCUUUCCCAGCUGCCCGUCCUAAAACACCUCGAAAUUUCCGGCUGCCCGUGCCUGAAAUCCCUUCCGGCAUCUCUAGGUCAGCUGGAGCAGCUAUCCUCUCUGGAAAUUCACAACUGCGACUCGCUCACUCUGCUUCCAGACUCGCUCCCUCUCCUCUCGGCCCUCUCGCGCCUCGUGAUCGUCGGGUGCACGCACUUGAAGGAGCUACCUGAAAACAUCGGGGGAUUGAGGAGUCUGAAGGUGGUGGAGUUGGGGCUGUGCAAGAACCUGAGGGCUCUGCCUGAGUCGAUCACGGGGAUUGUUGGGCUGGAAAGAGUGGUGGUGCUCGGGUGCAGGCGGCUGGAGAGGGUGCCUGAGGGGAUUGGGCAGAUGCCAGGUAUAAAGGAAGUGAUGUUUAAAGAGUGUGACGCUCUUGUGUGAUGGGUGGCACUGGGGGCUGCGGGGAUUGAGGGUGCUGGGGUUAGGGUUGUGCAGGAGCCUGAGGAUCCUGUGUGGGUCAAUCACAGGGAUUGUUGGGGUGGAGAGAGUGGUGGUGCUCGCGUACAGGCGGCUUGAGAGGAUGCCGGAGGGGAUUUGGGAGAUGGCGAGCAUAGGAGAGGUGGUGCUCGAUGCGUGUGACGCCCUCCUGUGAUGCUCUUGCGUGAGAGAGAUUUGCUGGGCUGGAAGGAGUGGUGGUGCUUGGGUUGGGUGCUGCUGGCUGGCUGGCCACUUAAAAAGCAUUUCGAUGAACGCGGAUGCCAGGCGUGCGAGAGGUGGUGGUGAAGAGGUGUUUUGGUAUGUGUGCGGGUAUGUAAUCACAUGGUGUGCUUCACACCCUGCCUGCCUUUUAAAUAACCAAGCAAGCCUGUCGUGACAUGGCAUUGAAUCAUGUUCAUUCCACUCAUCAAGGCUUUGUCUGUGCAGCU